Rhodotorula graminis WP1 is the source of this 1524-nucleotide messenger RNA. RefSeq lists its product as uncharacterized. Bases 1 to 1524 code for a protein of 507 amino acids. The record is from RefSeq and is a predicted model, not a curated record. NCBI's taxonomy places the organism in Eukaryota, Fungi, Basidiomycota, Microbotryomycetes, Sporidiobolales, Sporidiobolaceae. The transcript has 2 exons.
AUGCCGCUGGCGUCGCACGUGCCGUCUCGCGGCACGACGGUGGUCGCCUGUCCUCCGUCCGCCGUCUCUCGACGACCUACCGACGCCGCUCUCGCCGUCCACCCGAUCUCGCCAGCUCUCUCGGCAGCACCAACGUCGAGGAGCCUGCCACAGAACGGCCCGAUCCACCUCAACAAGGACAACUUCCCCCUCCUACACUCGCUCCUCCAGUCGCCCGAGUACCUCGACGCCGUCGCCCACGAUCCAGGGCUCGCUCGCCGCCCGUCGACGCGACACACGAAAGUCUCGACGUCGACCGGGAUAGGCUCGAGCAGGACGCAGCGCAAGCCGUCGAGGAGCGGAGCGUCGGGCGUCGCCGACCUGUGGAGCAAGGUCCCGCGCGCGUUCGGCUCGUCGUCGUCGGUGGCGGGCAGUGCGAGAGCGGCCCGACAGAGCCAGAAGAAGCGGUCGACCGAGUGGGACGUCGUCGAGGCGGGAGCUGCCGUCGAGACGUUGUCGAAAGCGGCGGUGGCGGCCGGUUCGGCGAGCGCUGUCGGUCGAGCAGGCAGGGCGCCGCAGACUGGCGAGCAUGAACGUGCAGCUCGACGCCCACCACCUGCCUUCCUCCUCGCCAGCCACUCCCUCCCCGACCUCCCGACGACGUCCACGUCGACCGCCUCUGCGCCAGUCACCUACUCGUCCCGUCCGACUCAGGCCCAAGCCUUGCCCUCAAACCCUCACCCGCCGCCGACACGUCCCUCGACCGCGUUUGCCUCGACCGUCUCGACCCUCAAGCGCAUGCUCACGCGCUCGUCUCGCCCGUCUGACCACUCGUCGAGGCCGAGACGCUCGCGCUCGUUCGGCACCAAGUCUGCUUUUAGCGCGAGCACGAUGUUCGGCGGCGAGCGCAGGCCGAGGGCGACGAGCGGCCUGAGCGGCGGCGUCCUCCUAGCCGAGGACCGGGUCGCGACCGCCGCUGAGCAUGUGUGGGUCGUCCUCACGUCGUCUGGCGAUGCAUCGACGCCGGCGCGCGAGCCGCGACGGCCGUCACGAGGCGCAGCCGACGGGCGGGUCGAAGCAGGUCCGAGCGCCUCGUCGGCGCCACCGCCCUCCUCGGCCCUGCCGACAUCGCCUCGCUAUCAGACCCCUCGACAGACGUCCUCACACGCCGUCUCGUCGGGAGCUCCCUCGUCCAAGCCGCCCGUCUCGCGACGCCCUCCCGCUCCACCCGGCGUCGCGGCCUUUGCGCGGCCGACGUCGCUCUCGGCUUUCCCGACCGCUCGGCCGUUGCUCGACCGGAACGAGUCGACGUCGACGACCUACGCCUCGUACGGCCGACGCUGGGAGGGCUCGGCGUCGACGAGGGCGGCGGCGCGGGCGAGUCGGAGGAGCCUGAGUGUGCGGCGCAAGCCAGCGGCGGCGGCCGCCGCGCUCGCGGACAUCGACGCCGGCGACGAGAAGGUGUGGAGCAAGUGGAGGAGGUGGGUGCGAGAGCGGCGGGAGGCGAUGCGCAAGCAGGACGAGCGCACAGACGGGCAGAAGUAG